AUGAUUGACCCGCUGUCCGUUGCGGGGUUGGCAAUCGCCAUCGUUGACGCCCUCAUCAAGCUCGGAGAGAGAACGGGAGAACUCAUCAGUGAUGCAAAUGCGUUCGAAAGUGAUUCGAGUGAGAUGCGGAACUUGGUCAACGAUGAGAACAUACAGACCAAGCUGAUUCGGAAUCUGCUCUUCUCUGAGUGCGCGGUAUACGGUGGGAAAACUCUCUUCGAACAAUUCGACCCAGAUAUCCAAAAGCAGAUCGAGCUCCUCUGCGUCGAGAUCAAGUCCAUUCUCCAGGAGGGCGUGGAACUUCUAGAGCGUCGAUAUGGCAUCUCGCGGCAGACCUCGAGCGCUUCUAUUCCCAACUUCUCAUCCAAUUCACUGCUUUCUCCGGAUUCAAGCCAGCGUUCUUCAGGCCGUGCAACCCCAUCAUUCCCCGAUCUCCUCAGAUGGUCAUUCCGCGACAAGAAGAGGGUAGAAGCUAUCCUUCAGUCUUUUAAAGAUCGCAAUUCACGCCUGAAGAAAAAGGUUGAGCUCUGGUGUCUCGCAUCGCAGCUCGGUGUCUCGCCUGACCACCUGAAUCAUCUUCAAACAGAUGCCUCUUCUCGAGAGCUCGGCUUUGAUAAAGAUGCAUCUUUACGUCUAGCCCAAUGGGAUUCAGGGGAAAUGACUACCUCUCUUGAGCUACUAGAUCAGUCAUGGGACUCACAUCUCAAACAGAUCGAACCUAUUGAGUACCAGGGCAUGUUCGCGAUGUUCUACAAAGAUGGCGUGGCGUAUAUCCAAGAAAACCACCACUAUGAUAGCACCUCGAUCCCUAUGCAUGCCUGCAUACCCAGCUAUGGUGUCGAUCAACGAACCAAAAGUCGAGUUGACUCCCUAGCCAAGCUCCUGCACCAGCCAAAGGGACAGGUGUUUCGCGUUCUACCCUGCGUAGGCUGGAAAUACCUCCCAAGUCAACACUCCAUCGCAUUCGUCUUCGAGGUACAGCCAAAACCCAUUGGCGCGCCCGUCAGUCUUCAAAGGCUGUUAUUCAAAAAUGACCUCCGUCCAGAGCUAGGGGACAAGUUCCGCCUAGCACUUGGUCUCUCGAAAUGCAUCGCCCAGAUGCACAUGGUCCAAUGGCUACACGAAAGUUUCCGAAGCGACAACAUCCUAUUGCUCCCCCACCAGAUCCAUGACUCAACAGACCCUCGAGUCGGAGUCAACUACCCUUCACCAUGGGUGCUCGGCUUCGAAUUCAGUCGCCCAGAACCCUUCUUCUCAAUGGGCCAAGCCGAUUUUGAGCCUUCACGCGAUAUAUACCGCCAUCCAGACCGACAGGGCCAGCCAAUGAAGAUGUUCAAAAAGAUCCAUGAUAUCUAUGCUCUAGGCGUUGUACUGCUUGAGAUUGGGUUGUGGGAGCCUGCUGUUAAGUUAGAGAAGAAUGUCUUCUCGCAUGCUAGUAACCCGCAUGCAGUGCGGGCGCAGUUGAUCAAGCAUGCGCAGAGGAGGCUUGAAUCGAGGGUCGGGAGGAGGUACAAGGAGGUUGUGGUCAAGUGUUUGACGGGUGAGUUUGGGGUUGAGGAUGAUACGAAGGAGGAUUUGAAGCUUCAGCAGGCUUUUCGGUAUCAAGUUGUUGAUGUUAUUGAGAUGGCUGCUAGUUACGUAUAG
Penicillium cinerascens is the source of this 1644-nucleotide messenger RNA. RefSeq lists its product as uncharacterized. The record is from RefSeq and is a predicted model, not a curated record. Lineage: Eukaryota; Fungi; Ascomycota; Eurotiomycetes; Eurotiales; Aspergillaceae. The transcript is spliced from 4 exons. The coding region runs from base 1 to 1644 and encodes 547 amino acids.